Somion occarium is the source of this 5604-nucleotide messenger RNA. The record is from the annotation of a GenBank genome assembly. NCBI's taxonomy places the organism in Eukaryota, Fungi, Basidiomycota, Agaricomycetes, Polyporales, Cerrenaceae.
CCAAGAGCUUCGAUACGCCGAACGAAGUUCGCACUGGCUCUUUCCAAGGCGAUAACAGCUUCACAUUCUUUCUUCUUCUCUAGCAACUUUGCUUGUGCUGGAGCACUAGGUGCCUGAGGCGGCGCAUGUGACUGACGACUCGAAGCCAUAGACUGGCGCAUGAUGAUAAGAGAAAUAGAUAUAAAGACUCGUCUGAGAGCGAUGAACGAACGCAAUCGACGCGUUCUGGUAUGACAGUCCGGCAGAUGCCGACAUGGACGUGUCGAAAUCGUGAUCAUUCCAGCGUGAACGCCGCGAGUUCAACGUUACUCGCAGCAACCCAGAUGAAAUGGUUGCAUUCCGUUUCUUACACUGAUACUAUCACAUAUAGCAACUAGGUUGUAGGUACGCCAAGUUGUCAGGACCUCCUUGUCGGGAGGAUAAUGGGCAGAGGCGACGAAAAGCCUCCUCCCAUCUACCAGUCUCACCCGCCGGAAUGGCUUCCGAAAGUACAUUCCACGUCUGAUCUGGGUUAUGCUGGGUUCCAGCCUCCCCGAGCAGACCAGGUCGAGGAAGUUCUCACUGAAGCAAACGUAAAGAAUGGACUCGUCAUCGCAGCGCAGGUGUCGGCCGAAACUUUAAGUGCUCGAGAGACUGUCCAAGAGCGACUAACGACUGAGAAUGCGCUGGAAGAUCUGGAAGAUCUCAUGAACCAAAUUUUUGCUCGAAGAGUAGAGACUUCGCCUCCAGUACCUCCUUCCUCUUUUCGUUUGCCGUCUAGAGUUACCCUGAAUGACGCAAAACGUCAGGCUUGGUUCGCUGACCUCGCCAAUCCUGAUGUUCCGUUACAUAAGUUAGGAAAGAGUGUGCCGCAUGGGGCCAAAGGACACGACCUCUUGGAUUUACUACAAACUAACAAUGUAGCAAUACCCAGGGCUGUGUGGUUUCUGCGUGUCUUCGGCGGGAACGAAACCGCUGGAUUGCGUAAUAAACCGUCGCUAUACAAUCCAACCCAAUAUAGUGUUGACUGGGCGAAUGUCAUGACCAGUUAUUUGAAGAAGCAGCUUACGGAUAUCGCAUUGCCCAUGGCGCCGAGGCCGGGUUUUGGUUUGAAUAUCAAGCAGACAUUUAAGGGCGUUCUCUCUGACCCCGAGUCUAGGGAAAGGUGGAUUUUCCGCUUUUCAUACAGUCUUCAGCUACUCCGAGAUUUCUACUCAGAAGGUCUAGUAGACAACCGAACGUUCCUUGCCUGGUUGGUGCAGCAGAUGCACACAUCAAACUUGGCACAGCUAGGCUUUGUAGUGCGUCUAACGGAUGAAUACCUGGAUGGCAUGCUCGCCAUCCGUGCCCUCAGCCGGCCGUUAGUAGAGGCUUGCUUGAAUCGUAUAGCCGAGAUCAUUGCAACACCAGGAAGAGAGCUUUUGGUCAACCUGGAAACGAUAUUGAAGAGCCUACUUAUGAGAGUACUACUAGGAUUACCGGACGCUUUCAUCAAUCCGAAAACGUGGCUGCAGCAUUCCGCCUUAUUGGGUGACAUUGUUGCCGAAUACGCUGAAGAUGGCACACUGGUUCUAUCCGCCGAGCAAAACGUUCCUGCACUUCGACGAAUCAUUGCCGAUACAUUUGCACAUGUCAAGAGACGGAAUGAAGCGAUGCUAUUCAAGGAUUUGCCUACGCGUCCACCUGGCCCAUUGUCAUCUGCCAUCCAUGACAUCAAGCUGCUGAAUUCGUUAUCUGGGAAUACAGACUUAGAAUCCGUACUAUUUUUCGACACUGCCUCAGACGAAUCACCAACUUUUGCCCAGAAGCUAGACAUUCUUCUGACGUGGAGUGUAACACCUUUGCAAUAUGGAGAUCACAGACCAUACGCCGCGGCGUCCCUUCUGCGCUGCUGGCGUGAUCGAGCGGGAGAGCGCGCAAUUCGCCGUGACCGUGCAUCUCCAGACGAGUUCAUUCAAGAUCAUCUCUUUGAUUGGCUCGAUGCCUCCGAUGCUGCUGCUGAGGAAGGAAAUAUAUCCAGUGUGGCGUUGCUUUUUGGACAACUGGUGAAGCAUGGACUGUUCUCAUAUCCAGUCUAUAUACAACGUCUGAUUGCUCGGGGCGAGCCAGGCUUGUCUUUCGCUGAGCCCAAUGGUUCAAGGCAUCGGAAUUUUCUUCGGUGGAUUCCUCUCCACAGUUCGUCGUCGGCACUGACGAUGCAGCGCAAAGUGACCCUGUAUGGAGUUCGGGCCAGGGAAAUUCCCGAGAGUACGAACGAGCGCAAGAUCAGGAAGGAGAUUCGUGCGUUACUACCUGAGCUCUUCAGUGGAGAACCGCUUCCCAUCCAGGCAUUUAUGGAUGAUCUGGAGACCAGUUGCAGCCUUCUUUACUCAGCUCCGAGAUUCGAGCAAGUUCGUGUUGUGCGCGAAUGGCUUCUGCCGCUACUGAAGAAGAAGAUUCUGAGUAAAUCAGCAAUCACGCUAAAUGAAGGUGUGAACCGAAUCACAAAGGUCUACUGCCUUUCCACUGUACUUAUGGCACAUUGCAAAUGUUAUGGCAGUAUUCUGGAUCUAACGUUAUUCGCCCUCGAACAUGGCAACAGCCCCGAUCUCAUAACGAUUGUCAUCGACACCCUUCGACAGCACACCGAAGUAUGGGCAUGUAUGAACUCUAUGGGGAUGAUUACUGCUUCACUACUUUCAGCUCACCAAUACUGGAAGUCACAAGGCGUACAGAACCCGAACCUCUUAAAUCUUCUCAUCGAAUUCGACAAUGUGCGAUAUUUGGACUCCAGUGUUCGUGAGCAAAUUCUCGCUGAUCGUGGUGCAUACGCCUUGGCUCUCCAACCCGUGCACGCUGAACCCAUCAACGUUCCUUCGGCCCUUCCAGAAAUCCUGAUGCUUGCAGAAGACACGCGUGUCGAUGCGCCAUCCAUGCUAGCGAAUAGUCUAUGGUACAAGUAUCGCACUGCCACCGACUGGGCCUGGAAAGUAUGGGAUAACACAAUUGCCAGCCUUCGCCAUAUUCCAGUCUUAUACCCCGAUGUUGAACAUCGUAGGAUCUGUGCUUUGCGAUACGGUGCAUUCUUGACCCACGUUGAGCAUCAUCUCCCUUCUGGUCUUGAUUCCCACCUGUUGGGCUGGUUUCUGGGCUCUGGUGCUGCAGAGGUGUCUACCUUCACCGCGGAAACUUGGGAUGUUGUCACUGUCGUGCUUCUUCAUCUCGUUGUGCAAGGCGCACUAUCGACUGUGGCUAUCUUGCAAGGUCUCGCGUAUCCUUCAUGGCGAGCUGGUGCAAGAGCCGAUUCACCAACGCACGGGUCCUCUUUGGAGACGCCGUUGAUUGCGAUAUGCGAUCUUUGUACACGACUACUCUUGAAUACAGGGUGUGCAUACGAAUACCCUCCUUCAACCUUCUUCGAAGCAAGAGGGCUGCACACGCGCCGAAGAGAUGUAUAUCGUGAACCCCAUUUCGCUUCGCUUGUAGAGCAUGUUCCAAUCCUUGUGCUGCUGGAAGAAAAUGUCAAUGUGCCAACAGUGGUCAGGCAAGCAUAUGUAGGUUUUCGGCGUGCGGUCUGCAACACAAAUGUGUUCAGGCAGGGGGUGUAUCGGGACCUUGAGACCGUGAACCUAGCAUUCGAAAGUGUUCUCGAAGACGAGAGUGUUCCCACGGAAGUGCAUGAAGCACUCAUUCAUGCACUGCACCUGGUUCUCAACGAUGGAAACUCGGUACCAGAUGAGAGCGCGAUGGACUAUACUCUCAUGUCGUCAGCAGCUUUAAGCCCAUGGAAGCUCGCAGCUACCUUCAUGGAAAAUCGUUUCUCGAUGAAACAGUUGAGCUCUGCUCUGAAUCGGGAAGCGACAAGGAAAAGGGCAAAUGAGCUGCUGGACCAGAUAACAGCUAGGGUUUUCCUUCAGGACAUGACAUCAGAGCAGAGUGAUUUUGUGGCUGAGAUGAUGAAGGAUAUCAGUCUGCCUAUAGCAAGCAAGUUGCUGUCUGCUGGUCUUCGCCGAAUCACUACACUCUUGAAGGAUCCUCGCUGCUCCGAUGUUAAUGAUGGUGCUCCUCUGGUUCCGGUGGCUGGCGAAGUGCUUCGCUUGCUUACAAGUAUAGUUAAGUCAAUGCGCGACAGCGUCCAGAGCCUACCACCCAUGGAGAACACUCCAACUCCAAGCAAUAUGCAGGAUGGACUUGUACCCGAGGUUCUCGAUAAACUGAAGUCGGCACUGGAAACUCUGUCAGCAGGUCCGCUCGAUGGCAUCAGCACUAUCCACAUUGCGCAGAAUACAGUGUUCCUGGCCCGACUUCUUCAGUUUGUCCUGAUACUUCCUGGGUCGUGGACAGCUCUGGUGAAGGAGCAGUCGGAAGACUUGUAUAGAACCCUCCUUCGCCUAGCCUUCGUUUUUGGCUCUGGUAAUCUCAUCAACGAAAUCAUAUUUCCACUUAUCGUUGAUACCCUAUGCUUUGUGUUAGACGAGGUUCCAGUAGAUCCAAAAGCCACUGUAUACAACCCAUUCCAGCAUUACCCUGAGAUCGACAUGCAAACACUCCCUUCCGAUAUGCCCUUGGAAUACCGCAGACAGAUUCGGACAUUGCUACCCUUUGUUCCACCUAAUCUCGCCGUGGCCAACCUCGCCUAUGUUUCACAGGACGCCACAGGACAAACUACUAUGACGCCAGUACAAAAUCGACCUUGGGAAUGGACGGAAUACCUUGGAGAGGCUUCACCAGUGGAGCCGAAAUCAGAAGACAAAGACGGAGAUGAGCGAAUUGUGGUCAAGAAUUCUGCAUCUAUAUCCUUGGAGCUCUUCGCAGCGCGGGUCACGGGAGAGCGCGUGAUACCUUCCGGGCAGACUGACAGCAGAACAGAGUGUAUGGUGAGAACCUUCCAAGAUGAUCUUGCAUCACACACAGUCUUCCAGCGCGAUUGGAUGGAGACCCGGGCUCUUUCACACAUGUUACGCCCUGACAGGACCGAACAGGAAGAUGAAGUGGGACCACUACCUACAUUCCCCAAUACCGCCCAAGGUGGGACAGAUCGACGAUCGAAUUCCAGAAGGCCUUCGCCCGCUUCAUCAAUCCGUUCCCGAGGUUCAGUAGCCCGUCCUCCCUCCGUUCGUUCGUCCAUUCGACAGAGUCCCGCACUCACUCGCUUUUCUGGUUCAACGGCUGGUGAAGUCAUUGACGUCGACAGUCUUGACUUCUCGACAUCAACCACUCAUUCCGGCGCAAAACGGAAAUCAAUACCCAUCGACGAUGAUAUCGAGAUUAUUGAAGGGCCCGUUGCAUCGAGCAAGAGAACGAAGGGCAAGACGGUUGCAAAACCCCGAGGGACAAAGAAACGACAGCACUAGUCCAAUUAUUCCACGGUAAACUGAUCCAUACUCCUCUCGUUGGUAAAUGAACUGACUGAAGUCUUUUGAUACGUCAGAAAUGUAAUAUGACCACCCAUAUCAUUCCUCACCGCUUAACAUGACACUUUCAUGACCUCCAAUGCAUCAGUAUUUAUCGAUAUUUAUUCUUUUCGACAGAGGAUGGAACUACUGCUGUACAGACAUUUUGUGGUAAAUUCGUACAUCAUUAUAACACCAUAAUCCAAAGUCAUGCACAACUGACAGCGACUCAAAAUAAGAUAGCGAUUAAAAG